AUGGAUGUUAAAGAUACAGUUUUAAAUAUGAUUUCUUCAGAAGUCUUCAUUCCAAAGGAAUCAAUUAGAAUCGAAUCUACUCUCGGUGAUAAUGGAGCUGCUCCAGAUAUGGUCGAAAUUAAAAGCAAACUAGAUAGACACUACGAAAUGAAUAUCCCAAUUGAUGUUAUGCAUGGAAAAAUCUCAGGUAUUAUUUCAUGUAUUGAAAAAAAGAAACAUAUCCUUCAUUAG
Dictyostelium purpureum is the source of this 231-nucleotide messenger RNA. RefSeq lists its product as uncharacterized. Lineage: Eukaryota; Evosea; Eumycetozoa; Dictyosteliales; Dictyosteliaceae. The record is from RefSeq and is a predicted model, not a curated record. The transcript has 3 exons. The coding region runs from base 1 to 231 and encodes 76 amino acids.